AUGCAUCCUUCUAAAGAAGAAGAACACGGGGAAUCCAACAACGGCUCUGGAAAGACGAAAUCCAAGAUUUCACCUUCCAUAGAUAAAGCACUGACAUAUUCAAAACGCGGAAGACCACGAAAAACAAAGCCUACCAAGUUCGUAAUUAACCAGACAGCCAAUACCCCAUUAACACCCCGAAGAUCUAAAAGAAUAAAGCAUGUGGCAGAUAAAAAUGCCAACAAUGUGCCUGAAGGAUCUUCAUCUGAGGAAUUAUUGAAGGGACGUACUGCAGAGAGUUCCCUAGUAGAUGGCAAAGAAGCCUCUUCAGAAAUCGACGCUUUAGUAAUCUACAAAAGAAAAAGACUACCUCGAAGGAGGUCUCAUGGUCAAACAAGCAAGACCCCAAAGAAAGCUGCUCCCACAGAGCUUCAAACUGCUGCAAUUUCAUCCUCUACUACUGCAUUACCCCCACAUCCUGAUCGUCCUGCAGCUGCUCCAGUCAAUGUCGAUGCUCCUCAUAUUGAAAAUUCAAAUACUACCGAGCCAGUAUUCAGUAAAAGCCUUGUCGAAGAGGUGAAGAAGGUUAACCCUGCCCCAGCCAAUGCUCAAGAGCAGGUUGCUUCCAGCAAGGGUCAAGCAUCUCCAGAUCAAGUUGACCCAAAGGCUGAUGAAGUCUCUAGUGGAAACACCCCACUCGAUCUAGAAGCCAUUAACAAAAUGAUCGAAGAUGAUCCUUUGAGUGCUAUUGAAAAUAUACUGACAGGGAAGGUUUCCAUUUCUUCUAAAACUCCACAAUCUACCACUCAGUCAGAACCACCAACAGUUCAAAGCUCCCCUGCAGAUGUUCUGUCAAAAGAGCUAAAAGACUUGAUGCAGACCUUCAGCUUAGGUGAUUUUGUUACAGACUUUGAACAAUUGUCAAAGGUCCUACUUAUUCUUGAAGAGUUGCAGAAGAAUGAGAAUUUACUUUCUCUUGCCCAACAAACAUUCAUAAAGACCUUUAGACUCUUCUUCAACAGUGCUGUUACUCACCACAAAGAAUGUGAUACAGUUGGAAUAAAGAAAGCUGAGUUGAACCGAGCUAAAGAAGAUAUCCUUCACAAACUGCAAGAAACUAAACAUGCACAAGAGCAAAUCACAACGUCGAUUUCAAAUGCCAACAACAGGGUCAAUGAAAUAUCUUCUUGUAUUGAACAACUUGAAGAACAGUUAUCCAAACUGAAAGAAGAAAAGGAGACUUUUCAGUUGUCUAUUGAUGAAGGUGAGAAACAAAGGGAGACAUUAAAGAACGAUUGCAUCUUAUGGGCUCACCAGGCUAAAGACCUGGUUUUUGAUCUUGCAGAGAUUGAGGCCAAAGAAAAAGCCCUUGGACAGCAAGUUGAAGCAGACAAAGAUGCUUAUGACCAAUUUAAAGCAUCCUUUCCUUUUUAA
Messenger RNA from Sphenostylis stenocarpa, 1413 nucleotides. NCBI's taxonomy places the organism in Eukaryota, Viridiplantae, Streptophyta, Magnoliopsida, Fabales, Fabaceae. The record is from the annotation of a GenBank genome assembly.